Molecule: messenger RNA, 690 nt
Organism: Entrophospora sp. SA101
Lineage: Eukaryota; Fungi; Glomeromycota; Glomeromycetes; Entrophosporales; Entrophosporaceae
Source: the annotation of a GenBank genome assembly
AUGAAAGAAUUUGAAAUCUUAUUACCAAAUCCUAAAGGAGCAGAUGGUGGUUUGACAUUAUCAAAAAGAAAACCAGAUCGUUACUUUAAUGUGCAGCUUAAUUACAAUCUGUCCAAUACUAAAAAUAAAAUUAAUAAUGGUGUCGAUAAAGAGGGUAAAAGUGAUAAUAUGUUGUCAAAAAUACCCGAACAUCCACCAGAAAUAUAUAUUGAAAGAAAAAUCGUAACACCAUAUCAAGAAAUCAGGCAAGAAUAUAUGAAAUGUUAUGAAGCUGAACAUAAUAAAUAUUUAGAGAAGUUAGAAAAGAAAUGGAAGAUUAGUAGAUGGAAUAAAAGAUUUAAAAAACAUGUUAAAGAAGAGAAAAAAGAAAUGAAGAAAUGGCGCAAAGAAUUUCAAAAUGCUGUAAUGAACUCACAAAAAGAAUUUUAUGAGAAACUUGGAGAACUUAAAUUGGAGGGGAAGGAAGUUAAAAAGGAAGAGGAGGAUGAUACUAAUACUUGGCUAGAAAAUUUAAAACAAAAGAAACGGGUUAGAAAGGAAAAGGAAGAGCAAACAAAAGCAUUAGAAACUUGGAGACUUGAAUAUUCUGGUCUACCUAGAUAUAAACCACCAGAAACAUGGUGGGCAAAAAAUAGAGAUAAGAUCAUGAAGGAAGCCAUGAAGAAAAUUCCACCAAAGAAGCAAAAAUAA